GGCUUGGGGGUUGCCAAGGAGUAGCUGGAGCCCAACUUCCGCUUCCGGUCACUGAGGCACGAGGAUCCGGCGUUCCGACCUAGCGGGAAGAUGCGGCCUUUAACUGAAGAGGAGACCCGUGUGAUGUUUGAGAAAAUCGCAAAAUACAUCGGGGAGAAUCUUCAGCUGCUGGUUGACAGGCCCGACGGCACCUACUGUUUUAGGCUGCACAACGACCGGGUGUACUACGUGAGUGAGAAGAUGCUGAAGCUGUCCGCUAAUAUCUCCGGGGACAAGCUGGUGUCGCUGGGGACCUGCUUUGGAAAAUUCACCAAGACCCACAAGUUUCGGCUGCACAUUACGGCUCUGGAUUAUCUGGCACCUUAUGCCAAGUAUAAAGUGUGGAUAAAGCCUGGAGCAGAACAGUCCUUCCUGUACGGCAACCAUGUACUGAAAUCUGGUCUGGGUCGGAUCACUGAAAAUACUUCUCAGUACCAGGGAGUGGUGGUGUACUCCAUGGCAGACAUCCCUUUGGGUUUUGGGGUAGCAGCAAAGUCUACACAAGACUGUAGGAAAGUAGACCCCAUGGCGAUUGUGGUUUUUCAUCAAGCAGACGUUGGGGAAUACAUACGGCAUGAAGAGACACUGACUUAAAAUGAAGUCGUCAAGAAUUUAACAGCUGUGUGGAAGGGCCUAGCUUUGUUUCCUGUGUCUCUGCAGAUGCUUCCAUCAUGUGGAAUUUUGUCAACACUGUGACCUCUACAAGGACUUCUUAGUUUAAUACUCUGUCACUAAAAAGUGCAGGCUGGAUUCUUACUAUACAGAAAUGCCUCAGAAAUGGUUUCAAAUCUUUCUAUUUGUGACUAAAUAGAAUACUCUUAUUCUAUAUUUUAAUGUUUUUUUUUGGUACCAG
This is a messenger RNA of Fukomys damarensis (Damara mole-rat), 892 nucleotides long. RefSeq names its product nucleolar pre-rRNA processing protein NIP7 (gene Nip7). The transcript has 5 exons. Gene Ontology annotation, molecular function: RNA binding. The record is from RefSeq and is a predicted model, not a curated record. The coding region runs from base 91 to 633 and encodes 180 amino acids. Gene Ontology annotation, biological process: ribosome assembly; ribosomal large subunit biogenesis. NCBI's taxonomy places the organism in Eukaryota, Metazoa, Chordata, Mammalia, Rodentia, Bathyergidae. Gene Ontology annotation, cellular component: preribosome, large subunit precursor; nucleolus; nucleus.